CAUCUCUUCACAGUCUUUCUCCCUCCUCUGGCCUCUACUGCGCAGACUUGGGUUUCAGAAUCGCCAACAUGGCGGAAGAUUUUGGCUUCAUUUUCAUUGAAUGAAUCGGAACAGUGACACGGCGUCCAUCUGGUUUAGAACAUUCUUAGGUCAGAGCUGGCUUAUUGCUAAUGUUGCUAAUGCUAAGCUAGCAGUUAAAAAAAAGAAAAAAAAAAACACUCAAGCAAGAAGCUUUUUGCACUGUUAGAACCAAAAUGAAGAGCAAUGUUUUUGGUUUUUGGUUGCCCCUAGCCUCAUUUUGACAAUAAGAAAGACUUCUUCUGACUGAUGGAUCUUUAUUCUUCUAGAGAGCUUCAUGCUUCAGUAGAAACGCAAUCUGAGGGCACUAACACAACACCUGCUUCCUCACUGAUGGAUCUUUUUGAUGUGUGAUCUGUCAUGAAGGUGCAGCGAGCUGGAACAGUGUUUUUGUCCUUCACGUGCGACCUUCCAAACAUCUGACCACGCGUUCCAGUGUUUGUUAGCGUCUGCAUUCACUGCAUUCAUGAUCAGUGUGAAUUCAUUUCCAUUGAACGAGUCCACGACAAAGCAUUUCAUUAACACCCUGAUAUUAUCUCUGUCUCUAUCUGUGUACAGUGUUGCUUCACUUCCCCCACAUCCCCAUGCCUGCGUGUGCGUGUGUGUUCUCAUUAAAUGUCACAUUGCUUUGUUCGCAGGUGGCGAGCGCAGCUGUGGAGUACAUGAACUCAUCUGCAUCAGAAAAGUUUCUCCUGAAGCUCUGGGGUUCCUCUCUGCUGUCGGGGUUUUUGCCUUUCUUAUGAUCCUCAUUUUCCUGUACCUCAAUAACAAGCUAUCACUCGAGAACGCUGCUCCACGACCACACGACCACUACAGGAAGAGCAAGGAACUGCCAGAUAAAGGUUAUGGGGAGACUGAUUUUCAGGCUUCUUCAUCAGACAGUGAUGAUGAGGUGAUGGGUCAGUAUCAGGAGGCUGUGACCCGCUCACAGGGUCUCCGCGGUGGCUGCACAGGGGCCAGCAUCCGCCACCACAAGGGCUACGGCUGGGACACUCGGCAGAAAUACUGCCCCCUGGCGGCGGAGUACGACGGCUACAGCAGUGAGGCCUCAGCAGAAGAUGUGAACUGUAUCCAGAGAAUGAGGAGGACUCCUCCUCUAGAUGAGCUUCAGCCGCCACCAUAUCAGGACGAGGACGGCUCGCCCCGGAUGUCCUGCACCCCCUCCGAUCUCGGAGAUGCGAAGUGUGACCUGUCUCAUGGCAGUAACAGUCCACUGCACAGCUACACGGCCAAGUGUCCCAGCGAAGGCAGUGCUGGCCACGACACCGAGAGCUUUCUCAACAAGGGCUACGAGGAGGACGUCCCCAGCGACAGCACGGCCGUUCUCAGCCCAGAGAAUCUCUCGGCUCGUGGCUCGGCUGCUCACCUCCCGAAGGGUUAUGAACCAGAGCCUUUAGCGCAGUUUGGGACGCUGGACGUCGUCUUCGAUUACGACUCCUGCGAUCAGCGUCUGGCCGUUACCGUGACAGCAGUGACCGACAUUCCUCCACUGAAGCGCACGGGAAACGUCUCCUGGCAGGUGCAUUUAGUACUGCUGCCCACCAAAAAGCAGCGUGCCAAGACCAGCAUCGCCAGAGGACCCUGCCCCAUCUUCACCGAGACCUUCCGCUUCAGCCACAUCGAGUCGGAGAUGAUCAGCAACUACGCCAUCCGCUUCCGCCUCUACAGCGUCCGCCGCAUGAAGAAGGAGAAGAUCCUGGGAGAGAAGGUGUUCUACCUCACCAAACUCAACCUGCAGGGCAAGAUGUCUGUGCCCGUCAUUCUGGACCCCUGCUGCAGUAUAACCGGCAGCGAGUCCCAGGCGAGCAUAUCUGACGCAUCGUGUACCGACACGGCCUCAACGUUCCAGUCUGCAGCUCAAGGUUCAGCUCCUGAGAUCCUGCUGGGCCUCGUGUACAACGCCACCACCGGCCGCCUCUCCGUCGAGGUCAUCAAAGGAAGCCACUUUAAGAACCUCGCCGCCAACAAACCACCCAAUGGAUUGUUCUGUUGUCUAAAGCACUUGAUAGGUGGGCAGGUUUAUAUAAUCAGAGACACGUACGUCAAGCUGACCCUCCUGAACUCCAUGGGUCAGGAAAUGUCCAAGUGCAAGACGUCCAUCUGCCGCGGGCAGCCCAACCCCACCUACAAGGAGACGUUUGUGUUCCAGGUGGCGCUGUUCCAGCUCUCGGACGUCACCCUAAUCCUCUCUGUUUACAACAAGCGGAGCAUGAAGCGCAAGGAGAUGAUUGGCUGGAUCUCUCUGGGCCUGAACAGCUCUGGGGAGGAAGAGCUAACGCACUGGACUCAGAUGAAGGAGUCGAAGGGACAGCAGGUGUGUCGGUGGCACAGCCUCCUCGAGUCCUAGAGCCGCAACUAGGUGGCGGAGAAAGACCACGACCACGAUGGAGUAUAGGGAGGGGUAGAAGAAAAACGACACAAGCCACGCCCACUCCUGACCCACAGCUCGCCCGAGCUGGCCCUCACUGCAGUGCAUUAGGGGAAGCGUGAGCGCUGUUAAUAAGGGGACGAAACCAUCCUUAGCCCUGGGACUCAGACACACCCCUUCAGUGCGUUCAGGGAAGUGGCUCUAGGGUGCGGGACUUUUUGCCUUUUAAUGCAGAGACCACGUAGAAGAGAUGUUUGUAAUUUGUAUGUUUGUUCAUAUAUUUAUUUAUUUAUUUACUUAUUUAUUUACUCUCUUAUCUCUUAAUUUAAGUUGUUUCUCUUGUGUAGCUUUAAAAACACCUAAAUUAACCUUGCUGACGUGUGGAGUGAGAGGAUUGGUGAUGGUGUUCACGCGCCGGAGGUCCGUGACAGUAGCCAUGGUCAGUGUUAAUCUGAACAACUUUAAGGGCUUUUUAAUUUUUGCAUAACCAAAUAUCUGCUUCCUUAUCUGAGUUCCACCUUAAAUGGUGUUGCAGUUGCAUUCUAAAUAUGUUGCGUUAUGUUACCUUCAGCAUUUAUCAGUUAAAAUCAGAAAGAAGCUGCUGAAUAAGGAACCAGCUCAUUCACUACUACACCUAACUUAAAAAUGCUUACCAGCCACUACAUUAAAACCGCUGCCAAUUUUAAGUAAAUAACAUUGAUUAUAUAGUCCCAAUACCCAAUGCCGUAGCAAAGGGUGGAUAUGUAUUUAGCAGCGAGUGGGCAUUCGGUUCUUGAAGUUAAUGUGCCCUGUCUUACACCCUGCGCAAGGCAUGUUGCGAUGCUAAUUGCUAUCUUACACCUCAUGAACAGUCUAUUUUCAUGCCUUCUGCCUGCACCGUUUAAAAAGCAAUAGAGCUUACGAUUAUAUCUAUGGGAUGGGUGUAGUUGUCUGUAAGUAAGGUGUGUUCAGGUAAAUUUCUGGCGUAUUGCUAUCUUUACAACAGAAAACACAGGUGCACCACUGACUAAAAUUAACAUAGACAACAGUGAAUUAUCAGAUGUUAAUUGCUAUCUUGGCAACACAGGUGCACCUACUUGUUACGCAUACUUUUACCAACAAUGCAUCAUGUACAUCAACAAUAAAUGUACUAAAUAAUAAUAAUACUAAAUUAAAUAACAUUGCUGUGCAUCGUCACAGUGUGAACGCUCAGGUCAGUUUCCUCUGAUGAAAAGUGCAGAAGUGCUGUGUGUUAAAAUACCAGUCUGCCAAAGUCAGAGCACAUCUGGCUAAAGACAAUGGCAAGUGGCACGAUGAUUGGGUCAUUACGAAAAAACACAUUCAGGAUUAAUUAAGAAAAUUAGUACACACCUUUCACGCAUUUCCACGAAUUGCACAAGGUGUACUUUUCCUGCUGUUAUGAUAGUAACGUACCUUAGGGCCUUGUUGCUCAUGGAGGUCCUAUCUCAAAUAUUAAACAACGAAAGGUGUUGUAGAGACCAUUUCUCAAUUGAUUAGAGUUCUUUUUAUCUACCCAAUAUUAGGCCAGUGGUUUUGAUGUUAUGGUGCUGAUCUCUGUACUUUUCAGUCAUUUAAUCAGCUAUUAAAUUUCCAAUUUCCAUCGAUUUUUUUAACCAAAAAAUAGACAAUCAAAAAGUUGUGAAAAGAUUAAAACUGGCCAUGGUGUUGUUCAGAUCAUAUACAAACAACAGAGAUAAACAGUGAGGAUGAGCUUUCGUCUGCUAUCAUAUUUGUCAGCUUGUCUCAGCUCUACAGGCAUUAACAGUGGCGUUUCCUUCUUGAACCUGUAACCAAUCAGCAAGUUAAAAUACGCAUAUGAGCCAAUCAGCAGUCACUUCGGUUAUACACUCAGCAGCAAAAAAAAAUUGUUGCACUGAGAAAUCUAUAGAUUUUUACAACAAUGAGUGACGAGAGGAUUCAUAUUUCUCUCAGUGGUAGCAAGAUAUCCAGGUCCAUCAUACUACCACCACCAUGCUUUACAGCUGGCGUGAGUUCCCUUUUAGAUUCUUCCAUCCAAAAUGCCUCAUUCCAGAUCUGAAGAUGAAGACAAGCAUUACAUUUACUUCUUUGUUAGCAUUAACAUUAACGUCUUUACCUUGAUGUUGGGAUCCAGCCAUGGAUCCCAUGCUUGUCCACUGUUUAUCUGAUAGUCAUAAAGAUCUUAACCGAGACAACCAAGGUCUAAAGUUGUAUAAGUGUCAUUCUGGAGGAUGUUUACAUGAUCUUUUUUGAGCGUUUGGAAGGACUCCUAGGAAGAUUAACUACUGUUCCGAACCGUUUCUCCAUUUUCACAGUAUGGCUCUGAUUCAAGUUCAAAGCCAUAAAGCCGUAGACACAGUCUAAGGCCUGUAAUCUAGUCUAGACUGAUAGGCGUCCACAAUAAAAGCAGUAAAAUGCUUUCUAAGCACAAGCCUGUUAAUACUGAUCCAGAUUAAUAGUAGGUGUAAUGCUGGGUCAGUGUGCAUCUGCCUCGUUUAGUGCAGCGUGUCCUCAUGCAGCAGAAAUGUUCCUGCCCUGGCUCCAGUUUCUGUAAACCAUUGUUUGCAGAGAGAUGGUUUUGCUCUACCGUUUAAUGAAGAUUUAUUGCUUUGAGACGUUUCGUGGAAAGUCUGCUGUAUUCAAAGGCUCCUCGCUUCAGUUUCUUUAUUCUUUAAUUUAUGGACGCUGCUGUGCUCUCUGGGAUGCUUUGUGGUUUUUGCGGAUGAUAAACACAUCUCCUGCAAAUGUGGAUCGUUGGCGUUUCCCCUCUGGCCUCGUCCACAUGUAUCCGGACAUUUCAGAAAGCACAUGUUUUCCCCCUGUGUAGUUUAACUCCUUUGUGAACCUCUUAGAGUGUUUUUACACCUGUAGUCUUUAGGUUUCUAUGUUCCGAAUCAGUUGAUGAGUUUGUUUAUUUGGAGCGUUUUCUCCCUCUGUUUGGUUUAGUUUGGUUUCACACAGGCAUAAACCUAAACACACCAAAGAAAAUGCGAAAAUAAACCACACGACCACAUUGUCUCCUCUGAUUGGUCAGAGCUGCAAGAAAGUAAAUAUAGUGAGAAAAUUCAGUGUAUAUCUGUGCAUGUGUAUCGGUACAGUUUGAAGCUGCUUUAACACUGAAUGCUAAAAGUGUGCCACAGCACUUUCAAACCCUGUUUUCAAUAGGACGUGCAGUGCAGAUGUACACGUAGUAAACAUAGAGUCGCACAACUGUAAGAAGUGAACGCAGCACACACUGCGCACGUAAACAGCAUGGAGCAGCAGGGACAGCGUUCAUCUCAUCACUCGUGGUACUUAGAAUUAUCUGGCUAAUAGUGGUGCAGGAAAAAAUCGUUUCAAGCUCGAAUCGCGAUUGUAACAUUGAACAAUUCAGAAUCAAUUCUCAUUUUCAAAAAAAUAUUUUUUUUGGGUGAAGCUACUGUCGCGCAGAGCUUUUUAACUGUCCUGCGAAGCUCAACUACUGUCUGGCAGAACUCUUUAACUGUCCUGCGGAGCUCUUCAACUGUUAAAAAGCUCCGCAGGACAGUAUGAGCUCCGCGCGACAGUAGGUGAGCUCCGCGGUACAGUUAAAAAGCCACGCGGGACAGUUAAAAAGCUCCGCGCAACAGUAGGUGAGCUCCACGGUACAGUUAAAGAGCUCCACGCGACAGUAGGUGAACUCCGCAAGACCGUAUGAGCUCGGCAGUACAGUUAAAAAGCUCUGAACGACAGUAGGUGAGCUCCGCGGUUCAGUUAAAGAGCUUCGCGGUACAGUUAAAAAGCGCCGCGCAACAGUAUGAGCUCCGUGGUACAGUUAAAAAGCUCCGAACGACAGUAGGUGAGCGCCGUGGUACAGUUUAAAAGCUCCGCGCGACAGUAGGUGAGCUCCGCGCGACAGUGCUCUUACUGCCUCUCUCUAUAAGACUACAGAGGGGUGUGUAGUGUUGUGUUAUGGUGUUUGUUGUUGCGCCGCUAAAGUAUGGAGGAUGAAGAAAAAGAAAUCCAACCGUUUUGAAAGAAUCUGAAAAAAAUAAAAAGCAGUAUAUUUAACAGCUAGGUCAGAUUGAGACCACCCCCUCUUGCUGGUUUUGGUCCUGUUGUUUUGAUCUGCACCCGAGUGUGAUUACUGUUUUCACAUCUACUCAAGGAAACCGCACUAAUGUUACAUAAAAAAAACAGAGUCUUUUUUAAACGGACCGAUGGUGCUGGUGUAAAAACGCCCUUAAUAACAUAAAAAGAACAAGAAUACUCAAAACUAAAUGUUAGAAAGUCAAAUUAUCUUUAAUAAUAUUUUAAUGACAAAGAAAUUGUGCUACAUUUAGUACAUUUAGUGUAGCACCAGUACUAAACUAAAGAAUCAAACUAUGUACACCACUACUACUUAUUUUGGGUUCAAGGAGGAAAACAACUCAAUGCCAAUGCUCAAUUUUAACAACACUGCUCUUUAGGAGCUAAUAGAAAUAGAUAAACGUCUUGGUUUGAUCUUGAUUGGUUGUUUUUUUGUUUUUUUUUUAUGUCCCAGUUCUCAGUGUGGCCAGCUUCCCAACCUGUUCUUCUGAUUUACUGUUGUUUUGUUUUCUGGGUCGAUGGUGAAGAUCUCCCUUAUUGAUUGUUCUGUACUGUUUAAGAGUUUUCCUAUCUAUUUUUGUACGCUAUUUAAAAAAAAAAGACGUGUUUCUUGACGAUGUUAUGAAGCUCUGUGAGCAAAAAUGAGUUGUAGACAUUGUUUCUACCUUUUUGAGUUUGUUUUCGGGUUAGCCUGUUCAGUCGUUCGUCACAGUGCUGAUUUUAUUGUUCUAAAUGCUACAGAAAGACAGAAGACACCCUGGUUCCCUGUGUUUCUGUCCCGUUCCUGUGCUGUGAGUAAACAGAGAGAUAGAAACGUGAGGUGGAGGGGAAGCGCAGGACUGCUGAGGUCAGCACGGCUGAGGAAGAUUAAUGAAGUGGCGCGUUUUUCUGGAAUUGUAUAAUUUUUCUUUUCUUUCUUUUUUUUGUUUUUUAAGAAACGUGGCUUUGAGGGCCUUUCAGUAAAACAAGCACAUUUUUCUGCA
Molecule: messenger RNA, 7455 nt
Organism: Astyanax mexicanus (Mexican tetra)
Lineage: Eukaryota; Metazoa; Chordata; Actinopteri; Characiformes; Acestrorhamphidae
Gene: syt14a
Product: synaptotagmin XIVa
Exons: 9
Coding region: 545-2425 (626 amino acids)
Source: RefSeq, a predicted model, not a curated record